Messenger RNA from Prunus armeniaca (apricot), 438 nucleotides. The record is from the annotation of a GenBank genome assembly. Lineage: Eukaryota; Viridiplantae; Streptophyta; Magnoliopsida; Rosales; Rosaceae.
AUGCGCGAGAGGCUAGGCCCACGACUUGACGUCCACGCCCGCUUGGGACCGCAGGGAAAUGUACUUCAAAGGCUAGGCCCCCACGGAGGACAAUCAGACAACCAUCGCAACGAGGAUCGUGAAGAAAGACGCUCGGCUGUCCACUCGCAGACGAACAUUCACGAGAGGCUACGUCCCCAGGGUGGUCAACCGGAUAAUCCUCACAAUGAGGACCGCGAAGAAAGACGCUCCGCUGCUCACUCACAAAGAGACGGCUCUCGUCGACCAACUACGGAGAUCUCUCGCAAGCGCAGUCCACCAACACGCCGCCUAGGCAGCGCAGACGAGAAGGUCGACCCUCGCAGACCCAGGAGGAGGUCAGUCAACGUCGCCCGAAUCGCGAAGGUCGCCAACGUGAUCGACCAGCAAUGUGUAUGGAGGACGUUGAGAAGCUUAUGA